ACCUAUUUACCGGUCUGUCUAGUCGCCACCUGAAAAUCAUUCGAAUCAUCAGAACCCUAAUUCAAUUAAGUUAGUGGAUCAAUUCUGAAACCAAACACAACAACAAUAAUGGUGAAAACUGGAAGACCGAAAGAACAAGUAGCGAUUGAUGCAAUCAAUUAUGCUAUGAAAGCUCUCAAGAAACGCCAUCUUCUCGAAGAAGGCGCUCAUGCUCCUGCUUUUCUCGCACUUUCUAGACCCAUCGUUUCUCAGGGUUUUGAGUGGAAAGAGAAAGCAGAGAAUUUGGAAGUGGAACUUCAGCAAUGCUAUAAAGCUCAAUCUCGGUUAUCCGAGCAACUUGUUGUGGAAGUAGCUGAGUCUAGAGUUUCAAAAGCUUCGCUUCAAGAGAAAGAAAAUGUGAUUUCUGAUAUGCAGAAGGAGUUGACAGAAUUGAGGGAUGAGUGCUCUCAAUUAAAGACGGAUUUGGAACAAAAGAUUAAUGAAGUAGAAUUAGUUAUCAGCGAGAAUUCAGAACUGAAAGCACAACUGGAGCAGAUGACUACUAAAGCUAAUGAAGCUGAAGCUGAAAAUAAGAUGUUGAUUGACCGCUUGAUGUUAGAAAAGAUGAAGGAUGCUGAACGCCUAAAUGAGGCAAAUGCACUAUAUGAAGACAUGGUUCAGCGGCUAAGGGCUAGUGGUCUAGAACAACUUGCAAGGGAACAAGUAGAUGGAAUUGUUCGUCGAAGUGAAGAAGGUGCUGAAUUCUUUUCAGAGUCAAACAUCCCUUCCAAUUGCAAAUACAGGCUAAAUGCACAUGAAGGAGGUUGUGCUUCCUUAUUGUUCGAGUACAAUUCUAGUAGAUUGAUUACUGGGGGACAGGAUCGUUCAGUUAAAGUGUGGGAUACAAAUACAGGAUCGUUAAGUUCAAGUCUUACUGGCUGCCUUGGCUCAGUAUUGGAUCUCACUAUCACCAAUGAUAAUCGAUCUGUUAUUGCUGCAAGCAGCUCAAACAACUUGUAUGUGUGGGAUCUUAGCUCAGGUCGAGUCCGUCAUACCCUUACUGGACACACGGAUAAAGUUUGUGCGGUUGAUGUUAGCAAGGUUUCGAGUCGUCUUGUUGUCAGUGCAGCUUACGACCGUACUAUAAAAGUUUGGGACUUGAUGAAAGGUUACUGCACAAACACAAUCAUGUUUCCCAGCAACUGCAAUGCUCUUUGCUUCAGCACAGAUGGACAGACCAUAUUUUCUGGACAUGUCGAUGGUAAUCUUCGGUUAUGGGACAUUCAGAGUGGAAGGCUGCUAAGUGAGGUUGCUGCACAUUCACACGCCGUCACGUCAAUAUCCCUUUCUCGAAAUGGAAAUAUUGCAUUGACCAGUGGAAGGGAUAAUUUGCACAAUUUGUUUGAUGUGCGAUCUCUGGAAGUUUGUGGCACAUUACGAGCCACAGUUAACAGAGUGGCUUCUAAUUGGAGUCGCUCGUGUAUCAGUCCAGACAACAAUCAUGUUGCCGCUGGGUCUGCUGAUGGAUCUGUCCAUAUAUGGUCAAUAUCUAAAGGUGAAAUAAUCAGUACUCUGAAGGAGCAUACUUCUUCUGUUCUCUGUUGUAGUUGGAGUGGAAUGGGAAAACCCCUAGCUUCAGCUGACAGGAAUGGAAUUGUUUCCAUCUGGUCAUAAUGGCUGUGGUAAAGAUCAACGUUACAGUUUUAAGAAAAUCUAACAGGUACGGGAUUGUUUCCAUCUGGUCACAGUGACGGUGUGGUAAAAAAGCUCUAUUUUACAGUUUUUAAAUUGGCUGGCUGAAAUCUUUAUUAAGCUGUUCCUUGUUUAGACAGGACACCAUUGAAAUUUUUGAAUGAUGUAUAUAUCAAUUUUUUAGCUAAGUACUUUCCUUUAGACCCAGUCUUGCUUAAUAUCUAAAGGGAAGCAUGAAUAGCACUAGUGUGCAAUGAAGCUAUAUUGUAGUAAAGAUAUUGAAUUGGCAAAAUUUAUCUAACCGUGUCAUUGGCAGGUGGUAAUUAACCUA
Medicago truncatula (barrel medic) is the source of this 2002-nucleotide messenger RNA. RefSeq names its product autophagy-related protein 16. Bases 109 to 1653 code for a protein of 514 amino acids. The record is from RefSeq and is a predicted model, not a curated record. Lineage: Eukaryota; Viridiplantae; Streptophyta; Magnoliopsida; Fabales; Fabaceae. Gene Ontology annotation, molecular function: protein binding. Gene Ontology annotation, biological process: autophagosome assembly. The transcript is spliced from 4 exons.